Aspergillus wentii DTO 134E9 is the source of this 2030-nucleotide messenger RNA. Its product is annotated as putative UBX domain protein. Gene Ontology annotation, molecular function: protein binding. The transcript is spliced from 2 exons. Lineage: Eukaryota; Fungi; Ascomycota; Eurotiomycetes; Eurotiales; Aspergillaceae. Bases 386 to 1906 code for a protein of 506 amino acids. The record is from RefSeq and is a predicted model, not a curated record.
AGCGUUGUCAGAAUCAAACCGUGGCAAGGGGGCGGUUGGAAGGUGAUGGUGGAGGUGGAUGAGCUGGUGGUGGUUGAUUGAUGGGGAGCUUUCGGUCUGUCCGGCCAGCAACGCGUGAGCCGCAGAGCUUCGGGGCGGAUGACGCUGCGCCCGCUGCCUGCCUUUCAUCUUCCUCUCCUCCAUCCCCAUCGGCCAGCGUCGCUCGUUGUUUUGCUCUUUGUUUCUAUCAGGUUCUUUCUUUUUCUAUAUUCUUAUUUAAUCUUCCAGGAGAAUAAAAGAAAAAGAAAAAGAACUAGAUAAAUCGAUACCCUCUCAGCUGUGUUCUGUAAUAGUUUGCCCCGCAGUAUAUCAUACCCUAUCAAGGCAAACCACCACCUUAACUACAAUGAGCUCUCAUGUCGUAGUCAUAGACUCGACUGCUCGACGAGCUACCGUCAAGACUACUCCAGGCAAGCAUCUGACAGAUGUUUUGCAGGAAGCUUGCACCAAACUGGGCGUGGAUGCCAGCCAGUACGGUUUAAAACACAAGAGCAAACAGCUUGACCUUUCUCUAGCCUUUCGUCUAUCGGGCCUUAGUUCCGGCGCAAAGCUCGAGCUGGUCCAGUUAUCACGAUCCCCCUCCGUUGUCACAGUCGGCCUACAACUACCAGAGUCAGAAGCACGAGGUGCCCCCAACGGACGCAUCCUAGAUAAAUUCCCCAGCACAACAACAUUAUGGUUUAUACUGCGCAAGUUCGAGGCUGGUGUUGCUGGAACUGGGGCAACUCGAAAUCUCACAGGGCGGGGAGUCCCCUCUACAGAUGGCAAGACAGGGUCCGGAAGGAUACUUUAUGAGAUGCCCGUCCUGCAGAUUAUGGAGAGAGAGCUGUCGACAUUUACAGAUCUUCAGAAAUCACUAGCCCAGCUAGGUUUCAAUGGUGGAAGUAUUCUAUUGAGACUCAGCUUCCGUCGAACAGAGGAGCCGAUAGAAGAGGCGAUGGCCAAGAUUCAAGAAUAUUUCAGAUCGCUCGGAGAGGAUGUUCCCAAGACACAAGAACCGCCUGCGCCUACUCCUGUUCAACAAGCACCCCCGGAGAUUGUCUCUAGUCAACCGACAGACCAACCAGCAAGCUCUGUGUCCGAAGAAACCACUCAAACCCCCAGUGUACCAGAACCAUCUGAAAACCCUCCUCCAGCAUCUACUUCUAUCGAACCAUCUGCGCCAGCCGGCACCACUCGACCUGUCACUGUCUUCUCCCCUCCAACCAAUAACACUCCUCAAUCCGCACAAAUGUCAUACAAUGAAAACGAUUAUGUCCCAACAGUCGACCACGCUAAGGCACACCAAAAACUACUCAACACGGGCUCGAAAAACGUCCGUCUCCCCAGCGACGCUGAAAUCGCCGCCAAGGAAGAAGCAGAAAAGGAGAGACUGGCAGGCAUUAAAGAGGUGGAUGUGAAGAUCCGACUCCCAGACCAGAGUCAAGUCGUGGCGAAAUUCGGACAAGAUGAUACCGGAAAGGGCCUAUAUAGCUUCGUGAGAAGCUGUCUUGCAGAGCCAUUCGUCGGAGAGAAAUUCAUUCUGACGCAAUUCGCCAGUCCUGCCGUCAAGGUUAAAAAUACCAUCCCAGAUUCAGACCAGAGCCUCCUCAUCAAGCAUGUGGGCUUGGUAGGUCGAGUUCUUCUUAACUUCUCUUGGGAUGAGAGUACGUCAUCCGCCGCUCGAACUGCCAAAGCAAACCUCCUCAAACCAGAACUCCGAAGCCAAGCUCAGGAAAUAAAAGUCGAGCAGCCCGCAGACGUCAUGGAUACUUCUGAGGAUACAGAGAAGCCAAAGACAGGACUUGGCACUAGCGAUGGUGGUAAACCCAGUACACGGAAAACUGGCGGUAUGCCUAAAUGGCUUAAGCUGCCAGGAAAGAAAUGAGCUGCAUGUCUUUCUUAUAGUUUAGAAUUUUCUACGACCGCAGCUGUAUUUCUACAAAUCAUGUAGAUAAACCUGACUAGUAUUUUGAAUAGGACAAUUUGCUCCACAAUAUAUAUAUGCUUCA